AUGAGCGGCAAGUCCAACGACAAGUUCAACAAGACGGUCGUGUUUGCCGAAGACAUGACGGACGUGAUGCUCGAGAAGGUCAUUGCGACGGCCAAAGACGCCUUCCAGCUCCAAGUCACGUCGGGCAAGACGUUCUCGACCGUCGCCGACAUGGUGCGGCGCAACAUGGAAAAGGAGUACGGACGCGGCUGGAACUGCGUCGUGGGCCUCUCCUUUGGCGCGUACGUCACGCACGAAAUCAAGACGUACGUCUACUUUAGCGUCGUCUCGGGCGUCUCGGUGCUCGUCUGGAAGGCGUAA
Saprolegnia diclina VS20 is the source of this 300-nucleotide messenger RNA. RefSeq lists its product as hypothetical. The record is from RefSeq and is a predicted model, not a curated record. Gene Ontology annotation, molecular function: dynein intermediate chain binding; dynein light intermediate chain binding. The transcript is spliced from 2 exons. Bases 1 to 300 code for a protein of 99 amino acids. Gene Ontology annotation, cellular component: dynein complex. NCBI's taxonomy places the organism in Eukaryota, Oomycota, Saprolegniomycetes, Saprolegniales, Saprolegniaceae. Gene Ontology annotation, biological process: microtubule-based process.